UACCUUCUUCUAUCAUUCUCCCUAAUCUUCUACCAGAGCGAGGAUCCCACUAUGUUGCGCAUGCAUAGGACGGUUGUGGGACAGUUAGCCCUGGUUCUAGCAGUACUUGGUCUGAUCGUUGUUACGAUGAUGAGAACAAGCACUUUUCAGCUAAACACGCGUGUUCUGUCAGAUCUCUCUGGCGGACGAAAUGGCAUGCAUGCAGCUGAAACAUUCAGACAACAGAGGGACAGACUGUCCAGUAUAUUGAACAUGGCAAAGCGGGAACUAGCCGUGAUGAGCUGUAAUAUGAUAGAGUUAAACACCAAACUCCAAAAGACCGCGGUAUCUGCUGCAGGAGGAUGGUGCAAAGAAUCAAGUAAAUCCGACAGUGGACAACAUAUGUUUGAUAAAUUUCUUGCGGAGCAACUAUCAUUAUUAUUUCAAAACCAAACUGUCGCAAGUUUUGGUGAUGGUCCAGGUGACUACAAGAAAUACUUGGACAGAACAGGCAGACUUCGCACCUACGAUGCUUUUGAUGGCGCUCCCUUCGGACAGGAAACCAGUGGAGGGGUAGUCCGGUUUUUAGAUCUGACGGCGCCGCAGUAUGGACUUCCGGUAUAUGAUUGGAUCAUCAGCUUGGAGGUGGCCGAGCAUAUUCCACCUCAAUAUGAAGAAAGAUAUAUUGACAAUAUCGCGAGGCACGCUAAUAAAGGACUUGUACUGAGUUGGGCGGUGCCUGGUCAAGGCGGUCUCUCGCACGUCAACAAUCGAGCCUUGUCAUAUGUACGGAGUGUGCUGGCAGAUAAGGGUUUUGAAACAGAUAUGACUGCUAGUAAGGUUCUCAGAGAAAAAGCAUCUUUACCAUGGUUAAAACAAAAUGUGUAUGUUUACAGAAGGCGGUUUGAUAGUCCACUCGACCCACUUGAUGCUUAAAUAUGUCUUGUAUAACACAAAUGUGGUGAUAAAUCACAGUUCACAUAUAAUUGCCAAUUUGUAGCUCACCUGACCAAAGCUUACGUGAUCAAAUGCAGGUUGUUUGUCAAUCGACGUCCCUUGUGCAUUGUAAACAUAGGCUCCGUAACCACUACACCGAUGAAGCUGAAAAUAUGUUCAUGAAGUUGGAAUCCGAUUUUCAAUGCGGCCGCAAUGGCAUACACAUGGGAAAACAUAUAGCCCUUAUUUAUCUUCAAUAUGUCAUGAAAUUUGAUAUACGGGUAUUUGGCAGUUGGGUUCAAAUGUAAAAUUUAAAAUUUUGAAUUUUGAGUUUACUUCGCGAUGAUAAUACUCCUCUGUGAUAGAAGCCACCGUGAAUGUACUGCCCAUUACUAUUAUCGCUCGAUUUUAUUUUUUCGAUAUGGCCGCCAUAUGACAAAAAGAGGAGGCACGAAAAAGCGCAAUAAGCUCAGUGGAAAUCUUAAAUUCUAUUCUAAUAUAUUCUGUCAGAUCGUGCGCUUUGGUAUCUUUAUUGCUACUGGUUUUCGCAUAUAUUUCAAACAUGUUUGCCAAGACAGAACUGUGAAAGUUUGUGUGCAUGAUAAUGGCUAUAUGAAAUCGAAUACAUGAUGAUUAGAAUUCCAGUUUGGUGUCGCAGACGAUGUUACAUAUGCAAUGUUUUCUCCUUCUACUCAAAAUGCAUUGAACUUAAUGUGAUGUAACUUAUAAUUCGGAUAUGUUACAUUGCUUAAUAGUUUCAUAUUUGUCAAGUAUUGCUGUCUGAAUGCUUCUUUGAGAGGCAUUUAGAAGUUGGAGUACAAAGUAAAGAUAAGAUAUAUGGAUGAACAACUUGUUUAUUACAGCCAGGAGCGACGUUUCGGUGUAGGUUCUAACACUUUACCUACUUGAUAACGGUGUUAGAGCCCACACCGAAACGUCGCGCCUAAUUAUAAUAAAGAAAUUGUUCAUCCAUAUAUCUUAUCCUUAUUUAUCUGAAUGCUGACAUCAAGGCUGUCGUCUUUAGUGACAGCAUGAGCUGUUGAGUACAUAUCUAGGUGAGCUACAGUGUCGUGGAACUGUAUUUUUUUCGUUUUGUAGAGUUGGUAUUAAGUUGGUAACACUACACUCUCCUCAAUAAAAACCCCUUUAAAUGCAUGUUUUUAUUUGAGUCUGAUAAACUGAAAUAUUAGGCUUCUCAAAGAAGUUAUGACAGACAGAGUUGAAACAUGUGACUAAGCAGAAUUAGGGAUUGGUCAAGACGUUCUCCAGUGUAGGCAUAGCCAGCGCAAUAAGGGUAGCGGCGUAUUUUAAACAUCUCAUGCCAAAAUGACGUCAUGGAAUUUUGACCCUGGAUUCUGGGUAUAAAAACAGACACGCUAUUUGUUUGGCUACCAGUGAAUAGGAUCAUAAUCAGAGCGAAUCUGAGGAUAAUAGGAUCCUAGUACACCUGAGAAACGUAGCUCUGAACAGGUCAUUGCGGCGCCUGAGACUAGUUCCCCGUGAUCCACGAUUGUACUAAGAAGGGACUGUGUUAAAAUACCUUUGGGAUGCAUCUUGAAUUGUAUUAAAAGUAUCCCUGUGUAACCAGGUCAAUAUAGGUCCCCAAACUAUGCUUAAAGGGAUAUUUAACUCAAAAUUAACAUAACGUAUAUGAAAAGAAACCACACAAAAAACAUAAUUAAGACACCUUGCACACUUGUAUGGAUGCAAGUAUGAGAAGUACUAGAUGAGAAUCGUCAUAAUUCCCGAUUCCCU
Molecule: messenger RNA, 2670 nt
Organism: Haliotis rufescens (red abalone)
Lineage: Eukaryota; Metazoa; Mollusca; Gastropoda; Lepetellida; Haliotidae
Exons: 2
Coding region: 52-915 (287 amino acids)
Source: RefSeq, a predicted model, not a curated record